This is a messenger RNA of Amaranthus tricolor (Joseph's coat), 2282 nucleotides long. RefSeq lists its product as uncharacterized. The record is from RefSeq and is a predicted model, not a curated record. The transcript is spliced from 3 exons. Gene Ontology annotation, molecular function: oxidoreductase activity. Bases 208 to 2115 code for a protein of 635 amino acids. Lineage: Eukaryota; Viridiplantae; Streptophyta; Magnoliopsida; Caryophyllales; Amaranthaceae.
GCAAAAAAAAAUCUAGUUUGAACAAAGGAAGGAGUAGUUUGAGUGAGCGUUAGACCUAGAGUCAGAUCCCGUCAUGAACUCCAUGGAGAAUUAAAUCGUCGUUACAAAAACCGUUAUGCCUUCAAACUCGGAACUCUAGAACACACUCAAAGUCACCUGAAAAAACAAAAAGGGAAAAAAAAAAUCUCCUUAAUCUUGUUGAACGCAAUGCAAUGUCAUCAUUUCUUCUUCCCCAGAAAACUGAUCUCUGUUUAUCAUCAAUAUCAUCACCAAAUCCAUUUCUACCUCAACUCAAUCACCAAACCAAAUAUUAGCCCUAACAUUGUAACCAUGUCAAUUUCUUCUUCAUCUUCUAUUCCAGAGGAAGAACUCAAAGAACAACAAAAAUCCCACCUUUUACAAGCGAUACAAUAUCACAACCAAACUAAACAUUUCUUUAAUAAAUAUGCAAGAAGUCUGGGUAGUUUAGAUUGGGCUAAUCAACCUAAUCCUUUUAGAAGGUACAUCGCUGCUCCUUUAGUUCCUCUUCAACAUUUACCUAUUGAUGACAGAAAUUUACUUUUAGGUGAGCAUUUAUAUUCCUCUAUUUUUCAUUCUCUUCUUCCUGCAAAACCUAUGUCUUUUUCUUCUAUUUCUCAGCUUUUUUAUGAUUCUUUAGCUUUAUCUGCUUGGAAAACUACGGGGUUUUCAACUUGGUCUCUUAGGGUCAACCCUAGCAGUGGGAAUUUGCACCCUACUGAGGCGUAUCUUAUUGCUCCUGCAAUUGGGUCUUUGUCAAAUUCAAGUUUUGUAGCACAUUAUGCACCUAAAGAACAUGGAUUAGAGAUUAGAGCUGAAAUUCCAAAUGACUUUUUUGAGAAAAGUUUUAAUCGUGAUUGUUUUCUUGUUGGGUUUUCUUCCAUUUUUUGGAGGGAAUCUUGGAAGUAUGGAGAAAGGGCAUUUAGGUAUUGUAAUCAUGAUGUUGGUCAUGCCAUUGCUGCUGUAGCUAUUGCAGCUGCUGAACUUGGUUGGGAUGUUAAGUUGCUUGAUGGGUUAGGGUUCGAUGAAUUAGAGAAGUUAAUGGGGCUUGAUUCUUACCCUAAAGUGUCGAUACCUAGUCGCCCGGUUAAGGGUAAGUUCCCCGAGAUUGAGUUUGAGCACCCGGAUUGUGUUUUGGCAGUUUUCUUUCACGGGGAAGGAGAAGAGCUUGAUGUUAAUUUCAAGGAAUUGAGCUCAAGGAUAUCGGAAUUUUCGAAGUUAGAGUGGAAAGGGAAGCCUAAUAUGUUGAGUAAAGAGCAUGUCGUUUGGGAUGUGAUUUAUAGGACUUCCGAAGCAGGGAAGAAGCCGCUAUCGGUGGAGGAGAGUUUGAUGAUUAGUCCUUUUCAACGUAGUGGUGUAUGUAGUGAUAGUUCGUAUAAAGGGCUAACAGUGAGGGAGGUAGUUAGGAGGAGGAGAAGUGCAGUGGAUAUGGAUGGAGUUACUGAAAUUCGCAGGGAUUCAUUUUACCAAAUUUUAUUGCAUUGUCUCCCCUCUGGAUUGACGAAUGGAGAAAAGCAAGGGAAACAGUUGGCAUUGCCAUUUAGGGCUCUUUCUUGGGAUAGUGAAGUGCAUGCUGCGUUAUUUGUUCAUAGAGUGUCAGGUUUACCAAAAGGUCUGUAUUUCUUGGUGAGGAACGAAAAUCAUUUUGAUCACCUUAGGAAAUCAAUGAGGCCAGAGUUUACAUGGAGGAAGCCUGAAGGUUGCCCCCCUGACCUUCCUCUUUAUGAACUUGCUCCUGGUGAUUGUAAGGAGAUCUCUAAAAGACUUUCAUGCCAUCAGGAUAUAGCUAGUGAUGGGUGUUUCAGUCUCGGUAUGAUAGCACACUUUGAACCGACGAUAGUGGCUAAGGGUGCAUGGAUGUAUCCUCGCUUGUUCUGGGAGACUGGUGUUUUAGGACAGGUGCUUUAUCUGGAGGCUCUUGCAGUUGGCAUUUCUGCCACUGGAAUCGGUUGUUUUUUUGACGAUCCAGUGCAUGAGGUACUUGGGUUUUCGGGAACAGACUAUCAAAGUCUGUACCAUUUCACAGUUGGAGGCCCAGUCGUUGAUAAACGAAUGAUGAGCUUACCUGCAUAUCCAGGGCCUGAGAUUGAUGCAUAGCAUUAGCUGUUCUUAGUUGCUACUUGCUACUUUGUACAUACUAAAGCAUUUCUCUGAUAAUGCACCCUAGUCCCUAAACAGACUACUUUCUCUGUAUGUUAAUAGUUAACCUUACAUAAGUAUAAAUGCAAGGAGGCUCAGGUAGUAUAAUAUUUUAAACAUAUAUA